UCUACUGUUCAUUGGCUACAUUGCAUAGACAAUAUAAUAUUGUUGUUACUUGAGAAGAAGAAAUGGCCAAAACAUUAUCUUUAUCAGUGAUCAUUGCACUAGCCAUAUGCCACGGUUGUGCGCAAGGAGUGCCACCAGCGCCACCGACGGUGGCCGCGACGGCGGCGGCUCUGCCGGGUUCCGCCCAGGAGUUCUUGGACGUGCACAACCAAGCACGGGCUGACGUGGGCGUCGACCCACUGACCUGGAGCCCGAAGCUGGCCACCGCCGCGGGCCUGAAGGUUCGUUACCAGCGGGACAAUCAGAACUGCAGCUACGCCAGCUUAAGCGGCGGCGAGUACGGCAGCAACCAGAUGUUGUCGGACGGAACGGCGGUGACGCCGCGGAUGGCGGCGGAGAAUUGGGUGCAGCAGAAGAGCUUCUACAACUACGCUAACAAUAUGUGCGUGGCAGGCCACCCCAGGUGCCGCUCGUACACCCAGGUUGUUUGGAAGAAAUCGCUGGAACUGGGUUGCUCUCAGGCGACGUGUCCUAAAGGCCAGAUUACCUUAACCAUAUGCUUCUACAAUCCUCCCGGAAACACCGUCGGAGAGAAACCGUACUAAUGCUUAUCUUGUUCUUGUUAACCCAGUCAAGAUUCAAGCUGUUCUUCGUAUCUAGAGAAAUAAGAUUUAGGAUUAUUGAUCAAAUAAUGGUACUAGCCUACUAGGUUGUACUACUGCUCGGUUGUUUGUCGGAUUAAGUUUUCCUUUUGAAGGAUUUAUGCUUUAAUUCCAGCUUUCUUGAAUUCCUAACGCAGAAAUCAUUCAUAUAAACUAAACAUCAGAUUAUGUA
Messenger RNA from Ipomoea nil (Japanese morning glory), 834 nucleotides. RefSeq names its product STS14 protein-like. The record is from RefSeq and is a predicted model, not a curated record. The coding region runs from base 63 to 605 and encodes 180 amino acids. The transcript has a single exon. Lineage: Eukaryota; Viridiplantae; Streptophyta; Magnoliopsida; Solanales; Convolvulaceae.